Messenger RNA from Xyrichtys novacula (pearly razorfish), 18881 nucleotides. The record is from the annotation of a GenBank genome assembly. Lineage: Eukaryota; Metazoa; Chordata; Actinopteri; Labriformes; Labridae.
AAACACCAACCUCAUUCAGAUGUUCCUGCACUACAAGCUGAGGUAGUCUGCCCUGUUUUCACAGCCUGACUCGACUCUAUGUUACUGUAAGGAACCAUCAUUUUGCCUUUUUCCUUGGAUAUAAAUGACUGAUUGCCAAAUGGGUAAGAUCUCAUUAGUUUUUCUUGCUGUUUUCAUACUUUUUGUUUAAUUUUAGGUUUUCAUAUGGAGUUCAAAAUAUAAAUUGUCUAUUGUUUCCCAUGCACAGAAUUAUAAAUGUUACUUAACCUCAGCCACAACACACUUUGUACGGUACUUUUCAUCUGCUAGAUGUGUCUUUUUACUCAUGGCUAUCUUUGCAGAUGAUUAUUUUACAUGAUAUUUUUGGUGCCAAAUGUGAAGUGAUGUACACAUCAGGAACCAUAGUGAUUGGAAAAUAGUGAAAUGACUUAUUUUUAAUUACAUUUAAGCUUCUCUUUGUACAAAUGUGCAUCUACUCACACAUUUUGCAUUCUGGGGUGUGGUUUGACAAUACAUAAAAAAGCAGGACCUACCUUAGGGUUGAAUGUGAAAACAGGUGCCUUUAGUGUAUUAUAAUGCAGCACAGGUCUAGUCGUAUGUACUGUACUUAUGACUGUGUGAUUAUUGUAUGAAACAAAGCACAGUCCACACAGUGGGAUCUUUAGCUGAAAUAGGGAAGAGGCAGUCACGUUCAGACCUUACAGGACCGCAUGCCACCGACAAUGAUAUAAAACAGAAGUUGAUAAAUUUAGUUUGACACUACAACAAUCCACCUUUAGUGUCAGGCUGUCAAUCUUUUUCUGUAUGUAUAUUGUGAUUUGAUGGAUAAGACUACAAUUUUUAAUCAUGUCGACAAAAAGUUGGGUAAUUUAUGCCUGUCAGUGUUGUUGCACAAGAUGAGGAAGUGUGGGAAGCUAUAGUCCAAGCAUCAACUCUAUACUGCUUAAGUUUUGAUAGUUUCACCCUGUAAGAAUGUAGUCUCUCAGGAUGAAACCGGCCUUUUCUUUGUGUUUUUCACUGGGCAAAACCCUUCACCUGCAGGAAGCACCUUUGUGCUCUUAGGUUUAAAGUAUAAGAAACCCUCAGCUGUGUUCUUCACCAAACUACCGAAGCUGAUGAAGUUAUUUUCAUUACUUCUGUUUCUGCUUUGUGGGAACUGCUCAAUGUGUGCUGGUGUUAAAAUUGGUUCUGACAUAUUCAUAAAGCUCUUUCUUUGUGGCUACCAAGUUUAGCAUCCUUAAGACGCAAUCAGCGAAUGUCUCUAAAUAAUCCUCUAUGCUGAUGAUGCUUUUUAUGUUACUUCUAGUUUUGGUUCUCUGAUUGCUGAGGUCCAUUAGCUAAAGCACCUUUUUAUAUAUAAAUAUAUACCAUAAGAUUGUUGUGUUCUCAUCGUGUGAUUGUUUUUUUUUUUUUCUUAAUACCUCUUAAGCCUGGUUUACAAAUCGGCAUCCAAUCUCAGCUGUAGAAAGCCCCAUAGGUUUACAAGACGCAUCUGGCAUUAUGUGCACUAGAGCAUGACACGGGAGCAGAUUUUCACUCCUGUCCCGUCCCACUCUCAGAGAAAAAAUCCCGUCCUGUCCCAAUCCUGGACCAGAGUAAAAAAAUUAAUCCCGUCCUGUCCCACUCCCGUAGAAUGACUCCCACUCCCAUCCCGCUCCCACUUAAAAUUACUCCCACUCCUGUCCCGCUCCUGUCUGAAUAAAACCAAACAGGUUGAAAAAACGUUGCAUUUUUUAUUUUAGGUAAAAGUGCACUGCAUAUAAAAGGCAUUGCCUUUAAGUUUCACAUGCCUGACAUUCAGUGGCGUUUCUAGACUAAAUUACUCCCCGGGCGAGGGGUCUAAAACUAAAACCUGACCUUUCUUGCCUCCUUGAUGCAAAAUCAUCAAUAAUCUCGUCAUAAGAAAUCUGCCUCCCUAUUAACCCAUUAAGACCUGAACCCUGUCCGAGCCGCUCCUCUGAAAUCCUGAGGGCAAUUUUGAGAAGGGCCUGAGGUUUUCUGAAGUGUAUAGGUUUACAAAAAAGCUGAUAUCUCAGCCUCUGUCGCAGAUAGAAACAGAAUUCAAAAAGUAUUUGAGAGCUUACAGGCUUACAGGUGUGGCUUUCAAGAAAGCUAUUUAUUAUUUGUCUGAACCUUCAUCACAUUAUUGAAAACCUUCAACAAACAAACUUAAAUGGAAUAAAGCGGCUGUAUAAAUAAAAUUAAAGACUCUGCACUGGCAAAUAACAAACUAUUUGCUUUCUGUAAAACAAGUGGCAGUCAUGAUAAAGUGUCCAUUCAACACAAAUGUAAAUAUAAAAAAUAAAGUGUUGAAAGGGUAUACAGCUGCCCUAGAAUAGUGCCAGUACAAGACCAGCGCUUAAAACUAUAAAAAUGAAUAAAUAAAUAAAUAUGUGGCUGACAGUGUGUUCAUCUCUGUGCACACCCAAAGUCAUGCAACACUCACAGAAAAAGGCUGAUAGUGUGAACCAAAGCACUCCAUAUGAAGAGGUUGUUCACACUGUUGGAUGUUUCUCCUCUGAAGCUGCUGUCUGCCUCCGUAGUUUUUUACUUUACUCUUGAAGCACGUAGCAAGAUCCAAGCAUGAAUCCGAGCGCUUUAUUUGCCUAUCAGAGGUAGACAGGUAUGGUGAUUUGAGUCCCAAGACUCGUUAAGAAAUGAUUAAAAAACUACAGAAUGUCACAAAAUGACGUAUCCGCGCUCCCGGCUUGAAGGGUAGAAAUGCGCAGCCACGCUCUCGGCUUGGAAGGCUGAUAUGCGGACAUACUGUCCCGGUUUAAAUGGGUUAAAUGAUUGAUGCUGAUGACGGCAAGGCCAGUGAGCCGUUCCUGAGACAUGGUUGACCUUAGGUAUGACUUCACUUCAGUUUUGAGAAGCUCCUCUCUGCUUGAGACACCGUGACUGGCAGAGUGAGAGCAACCCUGAGAGCAGAGCUGUCCCCCGCGACCCUCUCCCCGCCUCGUCUCAUACAGUCUGUCAGCCUCUGUGCAGCACCUUCGCAGCAAGCAGGGGCGCGUACAGCAGCAGGGGGCACCAAUUUGACAAGAGUUAAUACAAAACCGCUUUGCGGUGCAGAUUUAUUAUUAUUAUCUUUUUUCUUUCUUUUUUGGAAGUGCUCGUGCCGCCCCCCAUGAGUCAUGACACAAAAGUUGUCCCGGGCGGCUGCCCGGUUCGCCCGUGCCUUGAACCGCUACUGUAUAUGUAUAUAUUCUUGUUGAGGUAACAUGUGAGAACUACAUCAGUUAUGUGUGUCGCCGGCAGCCGCUCCGAGUCGCUUUUGACUUCCUGUGGUGACAGGAAGUCACUGUGUUGCUAGCGCGGUCAAGAGUGUUGGCUUUCACUGUGAGAUGACUACAAAAAUGAACGCAUCUGUUCAUCUGGUUGUUUAACACAACUGAAAAUGAUCAUCUAUCAAUGUUGUUCCCGCUCCUGCCCGCUCCCGUUGCUUUUUUUCCCAUCCCGUCUCGAUCACGGGAUUAUUUAAAAAAUGACCCCUGUCCCGUGGGAUUCCUGCGGGAAUCAUGUGACCCACGGGAAUUCCCGAAAAAUGUCAUCUUCUAGUGGCUUUGUGACAACUUCUCCUCAUGUCAAAUCUGUAGCAUCCAUGGAAAUAUACCACUCUUAUACUGCAUGAUUUGAUGAUUACUCUUCCUCCCAGGACAGAGCUGAAAUUUUGUAGGAACUUCAAGAGAAUUUAAAAAGAAAAAAUUAAAAAGAAAAAACACAUUUUUGAUCUGUUUGCUUAUGUGGCAGCACCUAUGGCACAUUGACAUCUUUAGCUUUUUGUGACAGAUUGUGGAAGUAAGUGGGUGGAUUUCCAUCAGCAUCAGUGUCAAAGUUCAUGCUGCCAAGACAGUGGUUCUGAAACAAAAAGGUUGUCAGGAUUUCAGGUUUUCAGUUCAUGACUAUCACGUACAUGUUUUCAUUAAAAAAAGGAAAUUAAGCAUGGAUGACUUGCUUUCUUUUAGUGGUCUUAUCAAUACCACUAGCCCUGUGACAGAAACUCACUGCCCUUUUCAACAUGAGUUACACAAGUUACACAUCAUCCACAGCACACCAUCUUUUCCACGAAAUCUAAAAAAAUCUCCAAAAGUGAUCUUCUUUAUCAUCUUAUUUAUCUUCAAGCACCAACAUGAGGCUGAGUGGUUCAGUGUAUAUUCAGCCAAGUGUUGUCAAACUUGUCGGGGAGGUUUGUAAAAGUUUUGGUGACCCCUUAGCUUUUCACAAAAUGCCAUAAUUGUUUCUGCAAACAAAUAACUAAUUAAGCAACAACAUUCAGACAGCCAAGUCAUGCUUUGUUAUUCAUGCCAUUUUUAGAGGCUCCUGUGUGGGGAUUUUUUCUGUCUAUAAAAUGGACUAAAAUUCAUGGUGAUGCUUUUUUAUGGUGUACAAAACUAAAAAAACACCAUAAUCAACAAGACUGACAAUUUUUGUUGUGGUAUUUUUAAAGUCUGACACCAGUGUUUUAAGCUUCAAUUUUGUGGCUGUUUUCAUAUUUUAUACAUGUUGAUUGUUACAAUAAAUGAAACAUUUAACUAUGAAGAGUCAACAAUACAAUGUAAAAGGAUAAGCAAGGAGCUUUAAAGUCCCACUCCGAUAUCUUUUUUUUUUUUUUUUUUUUUACUACUUAAAGUGUUAUCAGUGGUCUUUAAAUUGUGAUUAUGAAGUUUUUAGUCAAAAUCACAUUACUUGUCUUUGGGGACAUGAUAAAAGUUAAUAUCAAAAUUAGCCUUCUCACGAACAUUGCAAUCCACUCACGCACACUUGUUCUAUGAUCGUCCUCUCCGUGUUUCCAAGUCUGGCCCGCAUAGCAGGGCUCCUGGGGCGGAGCUUGGAUUUGCUACGUAGGAAAUCUCACUGUCUGAACCUGUCGAUUGGGUCUGCCAGAGAUUCACAGCGAUUUGAAUGCAGAAAUAAUCAGAAAUGCAAUUUCACACUUUGUUCGCUCAUGACAUGUCCUGUAGCAUCAGAAAAAUGCCAUAGGCCUAUAGACAGCAAGAAAAACACGAUUUACAUCAGAGUGGGUCUUUAAAUAAACUUCUUGUUUAAACUAGUCUUUGGGGUCAGUGAUCUUUUUUUUUCCCUUUUUUUUAUAUUUUCAGAAACUGAAUCAAAUGAGUCAAACCGUGCUGAAUUGAUGUUGAGUAUGUUGUUGGAUACGUUAUUUGUCACCAAGCAGCUCUGAAGUAGUUUGCAGUGAGCUUGCAUGACUGUAGAAUGUCUUUGAUUCACCGUGUAUCUCUUUAAUGUGGGAGUGUAUCAGUGUGACUAUUGACAAAUGGGAAUAUCCCUCCACACAGCAACCAAGCUGUUUGCAUGCUCACAUCCUCUUCUUUUUUUUUUUUCUUUAUAAAUAGUAUUUGAGGUCAUAUUUGGUGGUUACAGAUAUCUUUCCAGUGAAAACCACACCACCUGUCUCACUCAUCUUGUCCAAACUAUUCCACAAAGGGCCAUGUGGCUGCAGGUUUUUCUUCCAACCAAGCAGCAGCACACCAGCCUUGAUUCAUUUCAUCCGCUGAGCUCAGUCUUCAGACAGCUGAUUGGUCAGACUGCGUGCUCUUGAUUGGAUUGGAAGAAAAACCUGCAGCCACACCAGCUCUUUGUGGAAUAGUUUGGACAUGCCUGUAUCUAGGGAAAUCUCCCUUCCUUAUGCUUGACUUAUUUUUUUACAUUAAACCACAAUAAAACUAGUUACAGGUACAAAUACAGACCAACAAAUUUGUUAGAGGACUUUUCACAUUUCCUUCAUUUAACUCCUAUUUUGCAAUUUUUAUUUUUAUUUUAUUUUAUUUUUUCAGUUUCCUCAGAUUUCACAGCAGACGAGAAGAUGGAGAUUGAGAGCAUCAAGACGUAUAAGAAGGACCUUUUAGAUGACAUCCAGGUACAAACAGGUUUUACGUAUACAUCUCUUAAUUUCUUUUAGGAGACAGGAAAACAUAUAUUGAGGACUUUUUUUUUUCUGCCUCAUCCAGAAAUUAAAGAUGGAGAUUGACAACGUCAUGGCAGAAAUACUCAGCUUUGAGUCUGCAGAGGAAAAGUGAGUAUUAAUCCUGAGAGCCCCUCAUGCCUCUGUAACACACCAGUUAUUCUUUUAUCCAAAACCUCUUUCAGAAAGAACAUCAAAAAGCUCCCACAAACCUUUCACUUUCACAGAGGAUUCAGUUUCACUAUUACCUGUGUAACAUCCACCUCCUGAUUACUCCUUUACCACAAGUUUUUGAAACUAAAUAUAGAUUUUUAUAAAGAUGAAGUUCAAGAAAACUUUUUUUUUUUUCAUUUUAUUUAUUCAAGAAAAUCUACAAAAAAAGCCUUAAGGGAGGAAAUGUGUCCUCAGUGAUACAUAAAAUGAUAUUUCUGUUGGGCUAAAUCAACUUUAACUGCUUUUCUUUGGUGCUGACUCAUUUGGGUUGACAUAUAUUUUGCAUUAAAUCCAUUGUAUUGAAGUAACACUUAAAUGCUGUUUGAAAUCAAUCAAUCUGUCAAUCAAUUUUCAUAAUAUAUCAGCAGUUUGCACUAAAAUCCAUCUUUCCAUUAACAGUUCUACUCUUUGUUUUUACAUUAAGGACUGUUUCAAAUCUUGUUGCAGAGCUGUUUCAAUUCGUUUUGAUCUAUAUGGGAAGUUAAGAUAAGCUAUGCUAAUUAGCCAAAAGUCUUUCAUGUCCAAACUAAGCAGCAACCACUGGACUAAGUGGUUUCUGGUGCCUCUGCAGACAGCCUCAAGUGGACACUUAGGGAAAUGCAGUUAUGAAAGUUUCUGUUUGUGAGCGUGCUAUACAGGGGUGUUCCCUGGAUUUGAGGUCACUGGGGGAUUGAGCCUAGAUUUCCCACCUUCCCCCCACCCCACAGACAGAUGAGGAAGUUGAAGAAAACAAAUGUAGCCUUGGCGAACACAGACAGAACGUUGUAGAGUGCAGGAGAGUGAAUCUAUCAAUUCCUGAACAAUUAUUCGAGACUCUUGAGGGACAGAAAGCAUUUUGAAUAAAUAAUGACUAAAAACAUUUUGAUUUCAUUAUCUAAAACUUUCCUCUUCAGAAUUUGGUUCAGUGAAGUCCAUUUCUGAAUAUCAAAUCUAGAUAUAAGAGUUUUUAACCAAGUCUUGCUUUUCCUGCAGUAAGACCAUAGAAAAGGACAAACGGUUCUCAAAUGGGAAGAAGAAAUUCAACAUGGACCCAAAGAAGGUGAGUUCGGGAGUGUACUGUUAAACUAUGACCACUUAGUGUGGACAUCAUCAAGCCAAACUAACACUAUAAAGACUGCAUUUGGUUAGAAAUGACGUUUUGUUACUAAUGCAGGGUUUAGCGUGCAGCUCUUGUCUCUGAGUUUGUCGACUUCCUCCAUCUUAACCACAAUGAAGAGGGUAUGAGUCAGUGAGUUGACAGUGAAGCCGUUUCACAAAGCUGCUUUCUGUGGUUUCAGUGUCACGUCAUGCUUGGUUUCUGUAAGGGACAGAAAUGUUUGCAGCAUUAACACAAAGUAAAAGCAUUAUCAUCACUAUUCUUACUGGAAGAAGACUGACCUUUGGCUGAUGUUUUGGGGUUACUGCAUGUUACAACCAGACUUCAGAGGCUAAUAACAAAGUCUUGUGUGGUUGGGCUACUUUGCUUACUAUAUAUAUAUAUAUGUGUGUGUGUGUGUGUGUGUGUGUGUGUGUGUGUGUGUGUGUGUGUGUGUGUGUGUGUGUGUGUGUGUGUAUGUGUGAGAGACAAAUCAAGACUUGGCAUUCUUUUCGGAAUCUUGGAUCUUGGACACCACAUCCUCUGCCUUACAGAGAAGAGGGCAAUCUAGCUUGUCAUCAGCCCACAGUUAAAAAGUCAGGAUAUAUAAUUGUAUGAGGAUGCAUAGCUUACCUGGUUGCACAUCUAAAUCUUAGAUAUAGUUUCUCUUCUGCAAAUUUUGGUGCUUGUGAAUGGUAUUGUAGUUCCUGUGUGUAUGUAUCUGCAAUUUUGUGUUUUUUCUCCUGCUGCCUUGGCCAGAUCUCUGUUCAAAAAGGAGGUUUUUAAUCUCAACAGGUUAUAUAAAAGUUAAAUAAAGGAAGUAGAAGUGUCAAGCCAUGGGAAGCUUGCACAUCUGAUAAGCUCCGGUUAUCCUUUAUGAUACAUUUGCAGGUUUUGGAGCAACAUAUGCUGCCAUCCUGACAAUGCUAUUUGAAGGGAGACCUUCCACAUUCAACCACAUGGCUCAGUAGUAGAAGGUUCCAGGUGCCCUGUCUGGAAACAUCUGUCAAAUUAAGAAACAAAAAGUACAACAAAGGGGGCCUUAAAGUAUGACUGGGAUGACACUCACUUUCAGAAGUCCACAAUCUAGCCUCCUCAGUUCCUACGAUAGAUUCAUGAAUGAAAAGAGCAGAAAAACAAUACAAAACAAUACAAACAUUAUUGAUCCCCAAAGGGAAAUUCCUUCGUCUGGAAUCUCAUCUCAUUUACUUUUCAUUGUGAUGGCUGUGUGUACAAAAUAACUUCUGACUCUGAAAGAUAGAGGAGCUGUCCACCACUGUUUUUGUUUGUUUGUUUGUUUGUUUGAUGGUUUGUUUUUAAACAGGAUGUUGAGUCUGUAUUCUAGCAAAUGUUUCAUGGAGGACAUCACAUAGAAUUUCAGCUGUUGCCUUGGGUAGGAUGUAUACAAGUACUGUUAUGAUAUGACUGAGCAUCCUUGAACAUAAUACAAAUAUCUGAUACAUAUUGUAUCUAAUACAAAGUUAGUCCAUGGGAUUUUAUGGUCUAAAAAAGUUCCCAAACCUCUAUUAAUAUACAUUUAAAAUGACUGUAAAACUCUGUUAGGUUUGAUAUACAAAAUUGUCAUCCCAGAGUAUUACAAAUGCAGGAGAAGAGUUUAAAUGGCGUAAUGUAGAUUUAAGUACAUGUUUAUGUGACAGGAGAAAAAAAAAAGCAAAACGCGACAAAGUUUUUGUGAUUUUCAUCCCUCUGGUCAAUGUUACUUUAAAAAAUUGUCCUGACCGGUAUAAAAGAUGAUAUGAGAUGUGAUUGGAUAUUUUACAGAAUUUUUUUGUUUUAUCAAUUACUACAUAUUUUUAUUUCUUCAUAGCUGAAGAUGUCUUCUUUUCCUAUUUUUGGGCAAAAACGACACAUAUGCAGUUUUAAAGAAAUUAGACUUUUUUUCCCUCUUUGCACAUAAAGGGGAAAUGUGACGUGUAUUUCUAUGAGUUUUUAUUGUUUUAUGCCCACAGCUGAUGUAUUUUAAACCCUCCAGUCCUUUCAGAAGGCUGCUAUGGAGGAGAAAGGGGAAGAGAAAUUCGUUUUGAGGAAUUGGGAUUACAGAAACUGCGAGUUUGUUUAAUCAGACCAAGAGGAGAUGAGAUCAUUGUUAAACGAGAUGCACUAAACCACAGCGCAGGGUGUGUGUCUUCAGCACUUUGAAACACAAAAUGCAGUUUUCACAUGCAGAAAACAAGCUAUGAAAACAGAAAAAAAGGAAGUACAAAAAUAUACCAACAUAAACAACCCACUUUGUGUGUGUGUGUGUGUGUGUGUGUGUGUGUGUGUGUGUGUGUGUGUGUGUGUGUGUGUGUGUGUGCGCGCGCGCAGGGGAUCACUUUCCUGGUAGAGAACAAGCUGCUGGAUGGGAGUGCUCAGUCCAUCGCCGAGUUCCUCUACAAAGAAGAGGGGCUGAACAAGACGGCUAUUGGAGAAUUUCUUGGAGAAAGGUGAGGAAGGAAAGGAGGAGGAAAACAAGUUAAGGGUAAAAGGUGAGGGAGGAUAAACUGACAUGGAUGAGGCUAAAGGAACGAUGUAAAUACAAGGAGAAUAGAGGUAAAAGAGUAAGAACAGAAGGAAAAGAGAACUCCUUUUGGAGACUGAUGAGGUGAAGGAGCCAAAUGGAGCAUCUGAAAACUGGUGAACAUUUCAGAAGAAAAUGUGACAGCAAGUUAGAAAGAGUAAAAUUUAAAUCCUGUGUUUUUUUUUCUUUUCUGUCCCACAGGGAUGAGCUCCACUUGCAGACACUGAAGGCCUUUGUGGAGCUCCAUGAGUUCUCAGACCUCAACCUGGUCCAGGCCCUCAGGUAUGGGGUUCUUUAUGUCUUCUUCAUGACUUACGAUCUUGAUUGUCGUGGUGUCAUGGAUGAUCCAGAAUUGGUUGUUGACUUUUAUGAUGUCCAGGAUCUGGAAGUCCAGUCUACUGGCGUCAUAGCUUUUCCAAAGAGAAAGUAAAUUGGAUCAAAUGAUCCAGUUUUGACGCCUCAUUUCCACUUGUACGUGUGACUAGUGUCCUUAGAUAAAGGGUAUAUGGUAAUGCCACUGGUGUCUUUAAAGCACUUCCUUAGAGCUACUGCGAGAAACUUUCAGUUUGAGUCAAUGUCGGCACCCCCUGUUGACCAAACAGUAUUUCUGUAAUCUUGUCCUCUACUUUAUAAUCUCAGCCUCUUGACAGUCAAAAGUUUCAUUAAUCAUGAUUUUUUUGUUUUAAUCUGGAAACUGUUGAAAGAAGUUGUUUCUGUAGCUGAACCCUACCCUCUACCUUGAUAUAAACAUAACUAAGAUGAUUUAUUCUUGUCCUUUUCAAAACAUGUUAUCUAGAUUUGAUCCAAACCCAUCCAGUCACUUCAGCUUACCUUUACCUUUCAAAACAUAUUACUAAGAAAUGUAAGUCUAACCAGGUCACUAAAAUAAACAAGUUAAACACAAAUUUCUGCUGUCAAAAUUGAAAAUGUCCAGCAUUUUUAAGAAUAAUGUUUAGAAUUUCUUUAUUGCUAAUGCAUUUAGCCUCUGUUUCAUAUUAAACCAACUUUAAGUGAUAAAAAUACUAAAAUAAUCAAAAAUACAACAUUUGAUUUGAAAAUAUCUUCACGUCUUCCUGUCAGGGUCUCCAAUCCUAUCACUGUUACAUAACAUGACAUGUGAUCUACACUCACCGGCCACUUUAUUAGGUACACCUGUCCAACUGCUCGUUAACACUUAAUUUCUAAUCAGCCAAUCACAUGGCGGCAACUUAGUGCAUUUAGGCAUGUAGACAUGGUCAAGACAAUCUCCUGCAGUUCAAACCGAGCAUCAGUAUGGGGAAGAAAGGUGAUUUGAGUGACUUUGAACGUGGCAUGGUUGUUGGUGCCAGAAGGGCUGGUCUGAGUAUUCCAGAAACUGCUGAUCUACUGGGAUUUUCACGCACAACCAUCUCUAGGGUUUACAGAGAAUGGUCCGAAAAAGAAAAAAUAUCCAGUGAGCGGCAGUUCUGUGAGCGGAAAUGCCUUGUUGAUGCCAGAGGUCAGAGGAGAAUGGCCAGACUGGUUCGAGCUGAUAGAAAGGCAACAGUGACUCAAAUAACCACCCGUUACAACCAAGGUAGGCAGAAGAGCAUCUCUGAACGCACAGUACGUCGAACUUUGAGGCAGAUGGGCUGCAGCAGCAGAAGACCACACCGGGUGCCACUCCUUUCAGCUAAGAACAGGAAACUGAGGCUACAAUUUGCACAAGCUCAUCGAAAUUGGACAAUAGAAGAUUGGAAAAACGUUGCCUGGUCUGAUGAGUCUCGAUUUCUGCUGCGACAUUCGGAUGGUAGGGUCAGAAUUUGGCGUCAACAACAUGAAAGCAUGGAUCUAUCCUGCCUUGUAUCAACGGUUCAGGCUGGUGGUGGUGGUGUCAUGGUGUGGGGAAUAUUUUCUUGGCACUCUUUGGGCCCCUUGGUACCAAUUGAGCAUCGUUGCAACGCCACAGCCUACCUGAGUAUUGUUGCUGACCAUGUCCAUCCCUUUAUGACCACAAUGUACCCAACUUCUGAUGGCUACUUUCUGCAGGAUAUUGCGCCAUGUCAUAAAGCUGGAAUCAUCUCAGACUGGUUUCUUGAACAUGACAAUGAGUUCACUGUACUCAAAUGGCCUCCACAGUCACCAGAUCUCAAUCCAAUAGAGCAUCUUUGGGAUGUGGUGGAACGGGAGAUUCGCAUCAUGGAUGUGCAGCCGACAAAUCUGCGGCAACUGUGUGAUGCCGUCAUGUCAAUAUGGACCAAGCUCUCUGAGGAAUGCUUCCAGCACCUUGUUGAAUCUAUGCCACGAAGAAUUGAGGCAGUUCUGAAGGCAAAAGGGGGUCCAACCCGUUACUAGCAUGGUGUACCUAAUAAAGUGGCCGGUGAGUGUAGAUUACAGUCAGGUACCACCCAUUCCCACAGACACACUCUUGCCACAAACUUUGGUGGGUUUCUGAACAGAUUCAGAGAGGAGGCUGCUGUUGCCAUAGAAACAUCAGCAGUCACAUCUGCGGAAAGACAAACAGUAACAUCUGAGUCAGUCUAAGAUGUUAAAAGGCCAUUUGUUUUCCUCCAUGGGGGAAUUUAUCUCAAUAUAAAGUUUAUGACUGUGGACGUGUUCAUCAGAAAGAGGAAACUGACAUACAGUCAAUGACAUCAGGGUUAUCUCUGCACUUGACCAGAGCCCAGUGAUUACUAAUGGGAAGUCCCAUAACAAGCUAGGGGUUAGAGGUUUGAAAAGUGUGAGUGAAAUAUCAGGAAUGGGGAUUCAAAUAAAAACUACAGGAUGUUGCAUCAUGGGAAGUGUAGGACCCACAGAAAAAGUGCCCACCUUUAAAUUUAAAUCGGAGGAUUUUUAUUUGUGUUGAUCCUGGUACCCUCUUGUGGACAGAGCAGCACCUCUGUCCACUGUCCUGAUAUUGUCCCUUAAACAACUCUCAAAAUUCAAUUUUUUUCACCUUUUUUAAAAUUUUACAGUGCCUUUUUUAGCAGUAAAAUUAACAGGAAAAUGUGAAAUCAAGCUGCUUUAGCACCCAGUAGUUAAAGUUUUAAAGCUCCUGUGGGGAACUUUUAGUUUGUGUUGAUUUUGGCCCACCUCUUUGGACAAUACUUGACCUCUAAUUGCUUGUUUGUUCAUGUUCAGUAUAAAAUUAUAUUACAAAAAAACUUGUGCUUGAUCAUUUUUGUAUUUAUGAUACAUCAAGAACUUUGUGGUUGAAAAUUUCAUCUUCACCUGAAGUUGAAAGUGAGAAAUGUGUAGAGUUAAGCAAUCUUCUCCUCGAAAGUCUUGUUUGCUUUACUAUUUCAGUUAGAAGCAGUAUUACUGAUUUGAGUGUUUUCAUGACCAGAAAAAAAAUCCUUACAGGAGCUUUAAACUCUACAACUGGCACCUACCCCUUAAUGCCAGCAGUUACGGGCAUUAAAAAAAAAAACCACUUUAAAAAGAGAUAAAUCUUUGUGCCAGUGUACUUUUUUUGCUUUUGUGACCCAUACAGUGGCAUCAGUUUCAUUUUCAUUCUGUACUGUGACAACCUAAAAACUUCUCACAGAAGCUUUAAAUACUUAAAAGCCAUACAUUGGGAUUUGCUAAACAGUGAUGGAAAACAUAAACACAUAAAUUAUGAUUGGCAAGUGGUCAAAGUGCAGCUGUUUGCUAGGGGGAUAAAGGUUGGCUCUAGCUCCAUCUCUUUGCCUGUUUGCUAGGUCAAAUAAAGUUAGGUUGGCUUCAGAAGUCCACCCCAAAAACCAAUGUCAAUAUUUCCGUGAUACAUGCAGUAUACAGUCACUUAUUUCUUCUACAUGCUGAGGUUAAUGCUGAUUUUAUCUGCCUGUGACAGACAGUUCCUGUGGAGCUUCCGUCUACCAGGUGAAGCCCAGAAAAUUGACCGAAUGAUGGAGGCCUUUGCUACACGCUACUGUGACUGCAACACUCACGUUUUUCAGUCGAUCGGUGAGCCUCAGUAAUUCUAUCUUGUUGAUCAGGCAGGCCUUUUAGUACAGUACAUGUUUGUGUGUGAGGAAAUUUGUGUUCAUGAGAUGCAUAUGGUAAGAUUUCAUUUCCUCCGUUUCUUUUUUAGCUUAUUUUUUACUCACUCUAAAUUUAUGUGAACUACAUUUCCUAGAAUCUGAUGAUCAUUGCAUUACUUCCUCUUAUGUUUCGUAUGUGAUCAUUUCCUCUGCAAAUCCAGACACGUGCUACAUCCUGUCAUUUGCCAUCAUCAUGCUCAACACCAGCCUGCACAACCCCAAUGUGAAGGACAAGACCACUCUAGAGCGCUUCAUCUCCAUGAACAGAGGAAUAAACAAUGGAGGGAACCUACCUGAUGACCUCCUCUCGGUGAGAAACACCAGCCAACCACAGAACCCCUCAAAAAAUCCAAGGUGUCAGAAAAAGUGGCCAUCUUUUCUUAAUUUGAGAUAAAUGAUGAUCAUUUCUACAGUCUAUUUAUGAAAUCCUUUUUUAAUCCUGCUUUAAAUAUAGACAAGCUCAUACCACUGUUUGAGAGCUUUGCACUGUUUCAAAUCAUUAAAACAGCAAGUAAUGGUCCACACAAGGAUACCCUGUUGUGAUAAUGAAACAUUUAAAACACAAGUUUGUCAGGGAUAAAAGCUAAUACAGAGGACUAACCCUUCCUCAAAACUAAGCAGUCGUUUUGUGGGAACUACAGCUAUACUGAUUAAUUUCUUUGACUUGUUCUUCUUUUUGUGGGGUGGGGGCUCUAAGCUCAGUCCCUAAUGUCCUCUUGUCCAGUUUAAAGGAAUGCAUUACUUGUAUUUUGAGUAACAAAUGUAUGUGCAACAUGGAAAAUAUGGACUUUCAAUUCACCUUAAAGAUCUCCUUUAGUCACUGUCUUGUUUUAAAUCACCUCUUUUCAUCUCCACCAUUUGCAAUUGCCUACAGGUCUUCUGUUUGUCACUUUCCUGCUUUGGAAACAUUAUCUCACGACCCUCACACUACAUGGAACAGAAACACACACACACAUAACCACAGCCAGCUCAUUCUCAGGCUCAGCUGCUUUAGCACCCAGUAGUUAAAGUUUUAAAGCUCCUGUGGGGAACUUUUAGUUUGUGUUGAUUUUGGCCCACCUCUUUGGACAAUAGUUGACCUCUAAUUGCUUGUUUGUUCAUGUUCAGUACAAAAUUAUAUUACAAAAAAACUUGUGCUUGAUCAUUUUUGUAUUUAUGAUACAUCAAGAACUUUGUGGUUGAAAAUUUCAUCUUCACCUGAAGUUGAAAGUGAGAAAUGUGUAGAGUUAAGCAAUCUUCUCCUCGAAAGUCUUGUUUGCUUUACUAUUUCAGUUAGAAGCAGUAUUACUGAUUUGUCCAGUUUGUCCUCUUGUCCAGUUUAAAGGAAUGCAUUACUUGUAUUUUGAGUAACAAAUGUAUGUGCAACAUGGAAAAUAUGGACUUUCAGUUCACCUUAAAGAUCUCCUUUAGUCACUUUCUUGUUUUAAAUCACCUCUUUUCAUCUCCACCAUUUGCAGUUGCCUACAGGUCUUCUGUUUGUCACUUUCCUGCUUUGGAAACAUUAUCUCACGACCCUCACACUACAUGGAACAGAAACACACACACACAUAACCACAGCCAGCUCAUUCUCAGGCUCAGCUUCCACCCACGGGUCAGUCAGAGUUAUCAGUGGUCUGUGUAGGGUAUUAACAGUGUCACAAGCUGUGGGCUAAACUCACUGGCGUCCAACUCGAGCAGAAACAGAUGACUCAGUGUCACUCUUGACAUGGUUGUGCAUGAGGUGCUGUGCUGCAUUUAAAAAACAAAAAAAAACAAAAAACAUUUCUGCCUCUUUACACUCAGAAACUGUACGAGAGCAUUCACAACGAGCCAUUCAAAAUCCCAGAGGAUGAUGGGAAUGAUCUGACACACACCUUCUUCAACCCAGACAGAGAGGGCUGGCUCCUCAAACUCGGUAAAACACCUCUACAAAUCAAUCUCUUUGGAUGCCAUUGAAAAGCAUAGGCAAAAUUUUGACCAGAAGAUGUUUCAGUGUAUUACUUCAAGCUACAACAUGAGACCAAAAACAGGAAAGCACGGAGGAAGCAGUCAGACAAUGAACCAAUAAUGGAAUAUACCCACAUAAGUUUGCAUGCAAACCACAGCACAUGAGGUUAUGAAGAAGUUACUGCAGACGAAAUAACCACCAAGCUCUGCAUUACGGUCAGCUAGCUGUGCUGUUGCGUAACUUUUAAAAGCUUGUUAGUUUCCUGACAUUAAUAGCUCUACACUCACAUCUUAACAUUUGCUUUACCUGUGUUUCAGGAGGUCGGGUUAAGACGUGGAAAAGAAGGUGGUUCAUCCUAACCGACAGCUGCCUCUACUACUUUGAGUUCACCACUGUAAGAGCUUUAACUUAGACCAUCUUUAAACACUCCCCUAUUUAACGACUGAGUGGUUUUUAGGCUAUGCAACUCAGAGCUGUCCAUCUUGUAUAAAUAGGACAAAUUCUUCAUUUCACUGUCCCUGAUUAACAUGAAGCCACGUAGCGAGCGAAAGAGAGACUAAACCAUAUUUGAAGUUACAAGAACAUGGAUGACAGCCUCAUAGCUGCUAAUGUUAGCAUUUAGCCACUACCCAGUUAACAACUGGGCCCGUUUGUUUUAAAACAAUGGAUACUUUGAGGUUUGAGCAACAUUCACACCUGCAAAAUGAUUAUUUUAGACUUCAUAAUUUUUUUUUCUUCCACUCCUGAUUUCUUUUGGUUUUGUUUUCUACAGGAUAAAGAGCCCAGAGGCAUCAUCCCUCUGGAGAACCUGUGUGUAAGAGAAGUGCCAUACCCUCGUAAACCAGUAAGAUACUGUCUACUGUUAUUGUAACAGCUCUGUUAGCAAUGGGGAGGACUUUGAAUGUAACACUUAUGUCAGAUGGAAAACAAGACUCAGACGUUGAUCAACAUGUUGCUCUCGUGUCAUCUAGUACUGUCUGGAGUUGUACAACCCAAACAGCCGCGGGCAGAAGAUCAAAGCAUGCAAAACAGAGACAGACGGCAGAGUGGUGGAGGGGAAGCACCAGUCCUACACCAUCUGUGCAGCUAGCGCAGAGGAGAGAGACUCCUGGAUCGAGGCCAUCAGGUUUGACUGACCACCCACACGCACCAACACAAACAAAUACAUAUAUUUGAAUAUAUUUAUAUCCAAACACACACGCACACACGCAGAACAUGAAACACAUAAGAAGCCGAGCCAAAGAGACAGCUACCGGAUUGAAGAAAAUAGGCACAAAGAAGCCUCAACCUGCAACACAGUGUCAGUGGGAUUUUAACAGGAAAGUUAUGGAGGACAGGACCUCAUAACUGUGCUUCUGUUAUUUUCAGGGUCUGAAAUUGAAAAGGAGAUUAAUGUCAAGACUUCAUGUUGAAUAUGAAUACUCUGAUAUGAAUGUGUAUCACCUCUACUUUGAUAGUAGGCUGAUGUGAAAGCACUGCAGCAUUUACCUCUGUGGUUUUUUAAGGUACAAAUCAGUCUUGAAAACAGUCCACACCCAACAUCACAGCUGGGUGAAGUCAGGUGUGGCCUCCUCUGCUUGAAACCACAUCCAGAUGUAGACAUGCGCUGUGAUACACAGGAUGUUAAAAAAAAAAAAAAGCGGCAGCAGUUUUGACAACUAUAUUUCAACACAUGCAUGAUAACUUUUACCUGUUAAAGAAACACCAGACCCUUUGGUUUGGGUACAUCACAUUAACAGGUUAUUCAGACACAAAUAUAACAAGAAAUGGUCUUUGCAUUGAGUCUGGGAGUAUUUUGGUUCUGGUUUUGUCUGAACUAACUAAGAAAGCAUCUGUGAGGACUUUUUUAUGUUACAAAACAAAGUAAAAUGCAUAGUACUGAAUAGGAUUUCAUGAAAGUAUGACAUUUACAAAGUUGAAAUAACCUUCUUCUUCUUCUUCUUCUUCUUCUUCUUCUUCUUCUUCUUCUUCUUCUUCUUCUUCUUCUUCUGCUUCUUCUUCUUCUUCUUCUUCUUCUUCUUCUUCUUCUACAUCAAAUCAUAAAUCUAUCAACAUUUAAGUCAAUUUAUCCCUCUCUGUGAGGACUUGCUAUAAAAGAGUGAAAAUGGGCUGUGUCUUCAGCACACUGUCAAUCAUCUGAUUCUACACCCAGUUUAAAAAUACAACAGAGACAAUAUCUGUCUUGUUGCUGGUAGUCUUAUUUGGUUUUAACAGUCAUACAGAGGUGUCAGUAUCAGUUUCAGACUGUUGAGCAGUCAGUCAAAAACUCAUCAUAUUGCCUUUAAGUCACACACAAAUACUCUUGCACUGACCACUUAAUAACUUUCUUUUCUUUUUCCUCCAAACAGAGCAAGUAUCACCAAGGAUCCUUUCUACGACUUGGUCUCAGUGAAAAAGAAGAAGGUGAUAAACCAAGCCCCCCAGGACUGAGCAGUCCACUAGCCCCUUCAUGGACAUUUAUAAUUCUUCUCCAGAGAGGGAUUUGGUUCUUCUUAAUGCUGCAGUCAAGGUGCCGGCGGCUAGACUCAGACGGUGAAUGCUGAGUCUAAAAUGAGGACUUCUCUUUCCACUUCUCUUUUUACAGACUGAGCUUUACAGGGUCAAAGGGGAAAAAACAGUGACUCAUUUUUGAUGCCCUCUCUGUCAGUUUUAGAAAGACUGUCAGUUGGAGCGCUGUUGAAAUAAACGGAAUAUUUGUCAGCACACGCACAGAGACAAAUCCUUAUUUUUUGGCUGUGUAGUUUCUGCAGUGUUUCACUUCUUCUGCUACUAUGAAACAUCAGCUCUGGGUUAAAGUUGCCAGUCUUUUCACAAGAUUUUUUUAGUAGGAUCAAGGAGGGAAAUGAAUAAGGGGCAGACAUUUCUAAGUUUCUUCAAAGUUCUCAUUUAACUCAAUAAUGGACACACAGAAGUCAAAUAAAAGAAAAAAGCUUGACUUCUUUUCAGUGUAUACAUUUCCUAAAUUAAUGUUUGUGUAUAUUGAUUUAUUCUCUUACAUUCUAAGAAGAUAUUUUGUUGUUGUAAAGUUUCUUGUACUUUAUAGAUGACCUGCUUUGGUAAGACCAAACCUGCAGUUAUGUUGUGUUUAAUCUACAUUUGCAGCACAAUGCAAUUAGUGCAAUAUGCAUGCUAGCCACUCUGAUUUCAAGCAAAAUGUUCACUGUAAAUAAGAUGUAAUUUUGAUAAAAUCAUUAUUUAAUAAAAAACAAAAAUAUUCAAAUGUUUGUUGAAGUGAA